Messenger RNA from Anoplopoma fimbria (sablefish), 1361 nucleotides. RefSeq names its product cyclin Q (gene ccnq). Gene Ontology annotation, cellular component: nucleus. The transcript is spliced from 5 exons. Gene Ontology annotation, biological process: regulation of transcription by RNA polymerase II. The coding region runs from base 316 to 1083 and encodes 255 amino acids. The record is from RefSeq and is a predicted model, not a curated record. NCBI's taxonomy places the organism in Eukaryota, Metazoa, Chordata, Actinopteri, Perciformes, Anoplopomatidae. Gene Ontology annotation, molecular function: cyclin-dependent protein serine/threonine kinase regulator activity.
UUGUGUACGAACAACUUCAAUUUCAACGUGUUUUUUUUUGCGUGUUACACAAAAUAACCCUUUUAUCCUCUUGUUAAAUAAAUUGCAUUAUUUUUUGGAACAUUGACCGGAAGUACAACUUUUUUUCUUCCGGAUAAGUUACUGCUUCGGAAGUAUGGUUACAUAUGCAAGCAACACAUUAGACCGAAGCUAGCGAAGACGUCCGGCAAAUAGGAACGAACACCGAGCCUGUCGUAGCGGAACUUUACAGCACUAGUGGGGGACUCAACAAGACGGUCCGUUACUAUACAACGUCCUGCUGACGGCACAUGAGCCAUGGAGGGUCCGUCCUCUCGCUUAUUGGCCCCCCGGGACGGCCCGUCGUGGCUGGCGGGCAGGAGAGACUCCAUCGGGGAUGCAGAGUCAGACCGAGACAUAAAGACACACUUUCGCGUCUGUCGCUUCAUCAUGGAGACAGGAGUGAAGCUGAGGAUGCGCUCAGUGCCCGUAGCCACCGCCUGCGUGUUGUACCACCGCUUCUUUGAACGUGUCAGCGUGCACGCUUAUGAACCCUACCUGGUGGCCAUGAGCUGUGUGUACCUGGCCGGCAAAGUGGAGGAGCAGCACACCAGGACCCGUGACAUCAUCAACGUAAGCCACAGGUUCUUCAACAGUGGCAGUGCUCCUCUAGAAUGUGACAAGGAGUUCUGGGAUUUGAGGGACAGCGUGGUGCAGUGCGAGCUCCUCAUCCUCCGACAGCUUAACUUCCAAGUCUCCUUUGAACACCCUCACAAGUAUUUACUCCACUACCUGUUGUCCGUGAAGUCACUUGUGAACCGCCACGCUUGGUCUCGAACCCCCAUCGCUGAGACUUCAUGGGCUUUGCUUAGAGACUGUUACCACGGAGCCAUGUGCAUCCGCCACAUACCACAACACAUCGCCAUAGCAACGCUGCACCUGGCUCUAAACAGCUACGGAGUGGAGCUGCCUGUCGGGGAGAAGGACUGGUGGCAGGUGCUGUGUGUGGACGUGACCAAAGCACACAUCGACGCUGUGGUCUCUGACCUUCUUCAACUCUACGACAUGGAGGCCAAGUGUGUCUGAGGGACACGCCUACGAGGCGUACACACUGGAGACGCAUGAGAGUUGUUGUGUCUGUAUGAGCAGCAUGGGUCAUUUCGCCCGUGGGUGUGUCGUUCCCUGCAUGUCUGGGUUCAGGUGCAAUCGUGUAUUUGUGUGUUAGAGAGGAACACUCUGUUUUGCCCCAGUUAGUCUGUGAGCUGUGACAAAAACACACCCGCACCAACCGCUUCCUGCCACCGUGGGGAGACAUAUCACAUAUCAGCAUACUGAUGUGCUCUGGAGUUUAUCAUCAGCACCAG